Podospora anserina S mat+ is the source of this 888-nucleotide messenger RNA. RefSeq lists its product as uncharacterized. The coding region runs from base 1 to 888 and encodes 295 amino acids. Gene Ontology annotation, molecular function: triose-phosphate isomerase activity. Lineage: Eukaryota; Fungi; Ascomycota; Sordariomycetes; Sordariales; Podosporaceae. Gene Ontology annotation, biological process: glycolytic process; glycerol catabolic process; glyceraldehyde-3-phosphate biosynthetic process. The record is from RefSeq and is a predicted model, not a curated record. Gene Ontology annotation, cellular component: cytosol. The transcript has 3 exons.
AUGGCUCGCAAGUUCUUCGUCGGCGGCAACUUCAAGAUGAAUGGCACCAAGGAGUCCAUCAAGGCCAUCAUCAAGAACCUCAACGAGGCUCAAUUGGACCCCAGCGUUGAGGUCGUCAUCGCCCCAUCCCACCUCUACCUCCCCAUCGCCGUCGAUGCCGUCACCGCCAGCACCGUCUCCGUCUCGGCCCAGAACGUCUACGCCAAGCCCAACGGCGCCCACACCGGCGAGGUCUCGGUCUCCCAGCUUAAGGAUCUCGGCCUGAACUGGACCAUCACCGGCCACUCGGAGCGCAGAGCCGGCGGCGAGUCUGACGAGAAUGUCGCCGACAAGACCAAGGCUGCCAUUGACGGUGGUCUCAGCGUGAUUUGGUGCUGCGGCGAGUCCCUUGAGGAGCGCGAGGCUGGCAACACUGUUGCUGUUGUCGAGAAGCAGCUUGCUGCUCUUGCCGCCAAGCUCUCUGGGGAUGACUGGAAGAAGAUUGUCAUUGCCUAUGAGCCCAUCUGGGCUAUUGGUACUGGCAAGGUUGCCACCACUGAGCAGGCCCAGGAGGUGCAUGCUGCUAUCCGCAAGUGGCUCAAGGCCAAGGUUUCCGACGCUGUUGCUGACGAGACCCGUAUUUUGUAUGGUGGCUCGGUCACUGCUAAGAACAGCAAGGACUUGGCUAAGCAGCCGGAUAUUGAUGGUUUCCUUGUUGGCGGUGCCAGCUUGAAGCCCGAGUGUAAGUUACUCCUGCUCAUCGCGGAGAAGUUUUGUGCUGACAAUUAUCAACAGUCGUCGACAUCAUCAACUCCAACCAGUGAGCGCGCGGCACUGUCCGUUUUAUUGGGAAUUAGCGUGGGCUUAUACGGGAUUUUUAGGACUAAAAAGGAGCUAGCGAGGAUAUAG